Molecule: messenger RNA, 1506 nt
Organism: Cuscuta europaea
Lineage: Eukaryota; Viridiplantae; Streptophyta; Magnoliopsida; Solanales; Convolvulaceae
Source: the annotation of a GenBank genome assembly
AUUUUUUUGACCAUAAUCUUGCUAGCUUUGGUUUACAAAAAAGUACGGAAUACCAUUUAAAUAGUCACUGCCUUAUGUUUUACUCCAUUCCAAAAGAUUACUUUAAUAAAAUGGUAAUGAUGAUUGAUGGUAUCAUGGACUCUAACCAUCACUAGUGGAAAAACGUCAAACGGAGGCGCUUUGUUUGAGGCGCUUUUCAGCGCAAGCGCCUCCGUUAAACGAAUAUUUUUUUUUUUAAUUUUUACCAAGGCGUGCGGCGCUUCUGGACAAGAAACGCCUCCAAUAUGUUUCCGAUUUUUUUUUUUUUUUAAUAAACUGGCGUGCGGCGCUUCUGGCCCAAGCGUGCGGCGCUUUCUGUAACCCUAGCUAGCUAAGCGGCGCUCGAUCGAUUGGAACAAGCUGCGGCCUAAGGACGACGAUCUCAAGCGUGCUAGCGUCCCACCGUCUGUCCGCCUCCGUGCAUCUGCUAGCGCCGCCACCGCCGUCCGUUCGAGGAGAUUGAUUGGAACAAGCUGCGGGCUAAGGACGACGAUCUCAGGCGUGACGAGCAGCCGACGUAGUCUGUCUGCCUCCCACCGUCUGUCCGCCUCCGUGCAUCCGCUGGUCGCUCGGCUGCAACUGCUCCGGCAAGUCGUCGACGGCUACGGCUCGGCGUGGACUAUUCCGGCUCGGCGUGGACUGUUCCGGCUCGGCGUGGACUGCUCCGGCCAGCAUCGCAUAAAGAAUUUCGUUCAAAAUGGAUCGUUCUUGGAUGUAUGGACGUCGAGACACGUCUGAGUUUUUCAUUGGUGCGAAUGGGUUCAUCAAAGCUGCCGUUACACACCAGAAACAACAUGGACAUAAAGGAAUUUUAUGUCCUUGUUUAAAGUGCCGGAACUUGAGAAGAGAGAGUGACACCAAUGUUAUACUUCAACAUCUGUUUGAGAGAGGCUUUAGAGAAAAUUACAUCAUUUGGACUUUACAUGGAGAGACUUUCCAGGAUGGUGAGAAUGUUGUUCCGCGAACCGCCGCUAGUAAUUUAAAGCGCAAAGCCCCCGAUACUACCACCAACUUAAAUUGGAACAAUGAAAAUAAUGGGGAUGAUGAUUUCAAUGAUGAUCACAUGGAUGAGUUUUUGAAGGAUGUACAUGAUAAUUUUGAACAAAAACCAAAAUCAUAUGAAAGUAUGGUUGAUGCCGUCAGAAUACCUUUGUAUUCUACCUCUACUUUUAUCAAGCUGUCUGCGGUUUUGAAGUUAUUUCAUUUGAAAGCGAAACAUGCACUAGUGUAUAAAACACUUUUUAUAUGGGUUAAAAAUCACUUUUUAUGUCGGUUCCCGUAACGACAUAGAAGCCAACGACAUAGAAAGUCGGGCACUUUUCGUGUCGGGUAGUCGUACCCGUUAUAGAAUGUAUUUUAUAACGGUUACGAAUUUAACCGUUAUAGAAUGUUUUCCGUGUCAGUUCAGUAAUACCCCAUAUAUAAUCGUUUUUAUAUGGGUUAAACCACCAACCGUUAUAGAAAGUC